AUGUCUUCGAUGUCGGAGAUAUUGAAUUUUGUGAUUGGCUUUUUGGUGUCCUUUGCAGCUUCAGUUAUGAACGCCGUUGGGCUUAAUUUACUAAAACUGGAUCAUGUUAAAAACUUACAUAAGCCUUCAGAAUCACAACGACAUGAAUGUGGCAGACCAUUAUGGCAUUUUGGAUUAUAUUUAUAUAUUAUGAGCCAACUUGUAGGAAGCACUAUUGCGCUAAAUUACCUUAAAGCACAAUGGGUCGCACCACUUGGUUCUAUUUCACUCAUCUUUAAUUUCGUAUUUGCUCGAAUGCUAGUGGGUACGAGGAUCACAAAGGCUGAUAUUAUCGGCACAUUUGUUGUAAUAAUUAGUGUGAUAUGGAUUGUAGUAUUUGGUGGAAUGACUGGCCAAGAUGUUGCCCUUUAUUGUUAUUGGAUUCUUCAGGAUGAUCAAAGAAAAAUGCGUGACAGUUUUCUUAAAGGGAUAGAGACAAAACGAUUGAAAAAAGCUGUGGGAAUGACCAUGGCUGGUGUAGGCGGCUUAAUUGCAAGUCAAACGUUAUUGUUGGCAAAAAGCGGUGUUAAACUUUUUUAUAUAUCUGUUACCGUUUCCAAUCAGUUCACUGAUAAUUUAAGUUAUUUUAUUCUGGUUGGUCUUCUCAUAACAGCUGUGCUUCAGGUUUGUAAAAAUUUAGAACUUAUGCCAAAUCUCAUUAUAUUAUCAAUAGUGCCCAUGUUUUAUGGAUUUUAUACUGCCAUGGGUCUUGUCAAUUCUAUGAUAUAUCUUGAUGAAAUAAGAACUUAUCCUCUGUGGGCUCUCUUAUUAGUAACAAUCGGAAUUGCUACAUUAGUUUAUGGUGUAUGUAUGCUAAGUGCAUCCAAAGAAAGUUCUCCUGUAAUAACCGACGAAUUUGAUUUUGAAGAUGAUGAGCCAAAGGGUGGUGAUAUGAAUGGAUGGGAUACUAUGAGCGUUGAAGGUGGAAGCAAUACUGAAGGUUCAGAAACUGGAAUGUUAAAUAAUACUACAGAUAAGAAACGACUAAGUAUUGCAGGAAAACAAUUUGGUGAUGGCAGAAUAUUUUCAUUUUCAUCGAAAAGAUUCAGUAUUGGCAGUAGUUCCAGUAUUUUCAGGAUGAGCACAUUAAGAAGCAAUAAUUCAAACACAGAUUUUCGAGAUAUCAAGUCAUCACAUAUAAACAAUAUAGAUUUGGACAAUAACUCAUCUGCAUCACAGAUUACUAUUGAAAACGAAGAUAAAUUAUCAGAUGAAUUUACAACACAAACAAUAAUACCAAUUGCUUAUUCUGCGACAAAAACAUAUGAGGUAAAUGAUUUGAUGUUAUUUACUCCUACCGCUCCAAGUGAACAUUAUAUGAAUCUAUCUUCCUCACAUAAUCACCAAACAAGUGAUAACAACAUGCCAAGUACUUUAUCUCCGAGUCAUCAACGAACGGGGCAUGUAUAUCCGAGCGACGCAGAGUCUGUAGUUUUUGCUCGCAGCUUUGAUGACUUAUUGUAUCCAGAUGCACUUAAAAAUAAAGAUCUUAACAGUCAGACAUAA
Messenger RNA from Cetraspora pellucida, 1545 nucleotides. NCBI's taxonomy places the organism in Eukaryota, Fungi, Glomeromycota, Glomeromycetes, Diversisporales, Gigasporaceae. The record is from the annotation of a GenBank genome assembly.